AUGUCCAACCACACGCCCUUACCUCCCCUCUCAACAAUCGCCAGUCUUAACUGCUCCGCUGUUGCCAAUUCAUCCAACUGCUCCUUCGCCAACUUUUCCACUGUCAUCUACGGCGAAGAGUGCCACGGCAACCAAACGCUGUUCGUCGUCAUGGCGAUCGCCUACAGCGCAGUGGCGUUGUUCGGCAUAGCCGGGAACCUGACGCUCAUCCUCGUCAUCAUCCGUCAACGGGAGAUGCACAACGUCACCAACGUGCUCAUCGCGAACCUUUCCGUCUCUGACCUGUUGAUGGCGCUGGUGUGCCUGCCUUUUACGUUCAUCUACACCUUCAUGGAUCACUGGGUUUUUGGGGCUCUCAUGUGUAAACUCAACAGCCUGGUCCAGUGCUGCUCCGUCUCCGUCUCCAUCUUCUCCCUGGUCCUCAUCGCGGUGGAGCGCCAUCAGCUAAUCCUCCACCCCCAGGGCUGGAGGCCGGGCUUACGUCACGCUUGCCUCGGCAUAGCCGGGACCUGGGCCCUGGCGGUCGUCACGGCUCUGCCCUUCCUCCUCUUCUCCAUGGUUACGGACACCCCUCUGAAGCUGUUGCCCCCGGUGCUCCGCGAGGAAUACCGGGGAAAGGAGGUGUGCGUGGAGGCGUGGCCGUCGCGUCAGCUAAAGCUGACCUACACCACCUCCAUGCUUUUCCUCCAGUUCAUCGUCCCUCUCUCUUUCAUCUUCAUCUGCUACCUGAAGAUCUAUACUCGUCUGCGUCGGCGUAGGAACAUGAUGGACCGAAUGCGGGAGAACAAAUACCGCAGCAGCGAGACUAAACGAAUAAACGUCAUGCUUUUCUCCAUCGUGGUGGCAUUCGCUGUCUGCUGGCUACCGCUAAACGUUUUUAACGCCGUCAUCGACUGGCAUCAUGAGAUUGUCAUGAACUGUACCCAUAAUCCUCUCUUCUCCCUGUGUCACCUUACUGCCAUGUGCUCCGUGUGCGUGAACCCCGUCUUCUACGGAUUCCUCAACCGAAACUUCCAACAUGACCUCAGAACGUUCCGUAUCUGCAAGUCAAACUCCCGCCACGACGAAUAUGACAUGGUUGCCAUGUCAACCUUCCACACAGACAUCUCGAAGACAUCGCUAAAAGUUGACAACUUAGAUGGAUCUCCAUCACCCUACCUGGGUACCGUUAGCGAGGCAAUGUCAACCGACUGA
Molecule: messenger RNA, 1194 nt
Organism: Chanos chanos (milkfish)
Lineage: Eukaryota; Metazoa; Chordata; Actinopteri; Gonorynchiformes; Chanidae
Gene: npy1r
Product: neuropeptide Y receptor Y1
Exons: 2
Coding region: 1-1194 (397 amino acids)
Biological process (GO): G protein-coupled receptor signaling pathway
Cellular component (GO): neuron projection; plasma membrane
Molecular function (GO): neuropeptide binding; neuropeptide Y receptor activity
Source: RefSeq, a predicted model, not a curated record